AUACUGACAUGUCGUUUUCCUCUUCUUCCCCAACAAACAAAACAGUAACACACCUUCCCCUACUGAAGUCGUUCUUCAAUCAUAAAACACCAUGGCUUUGAAGCUGCUGAGCAAACUCCGAAAUCAGAAUCUUCAAAUCACCCGAAACCAAAACCACCACCGGCUCCUCGAUGCCGCCAGAUUCUUCUCUGAACAGCCAGUUUCGAAUCUUUCGACACCAGAUGAUAGCAAAUUUAUUAUUAAGAACAAACAACAAACCACCACAUCAUCUUUGAAACAGCACGAGCUUGCUAAAUUCGCAGCCAUUUCUGAUACCUGGUGGGAUUCAGAAGGUCCAUUUAAACCAUUGCAUAACAUGAACCCUACAAGACUCGCUUUCAUUCGCUCCACACUUUGUAGACAUUUCAGUAAGGAUCCGAACUGCGCUAGGCCUUUUGAAGGACUUAAAAUUGUUGAUGUUGGUUGUGGUGGUGGAAUUCUUUCGGAGCCUUUAGCUAGGAUGGGAGCAACCGUAACAGGAGUUGAUGCGGUGGAGAAAAAUAUCAAUGUUGCACGCCUUCACGCUGAUUUGGAUCCAGAGACUUCAGCCAUUGAAUACUGUUGCACAACAGCUGAAAAGCUAGUCGAGGAGCAGAGGAAGUUUGAUGCUGUGAUUGCACUGGAGGUAAUUGAGCACGUGGCAGCACCUGCUGAAUUCUGCAAGUCGCUGGCAGCACUGGCUUAUCCUGGUGGAGCCACUGUAAUAUCAACAAUUAAUCGUUCUAUGAGAGCGUAUGCAACUGCCAUUGUUGCAGCAGAGUACCUUCUCAAUUGGCUUCCUAAAGGCACGCAUCAGUGGUCAAGCUUUCUUACUCCUGAAGAACUGGUGCUUAUCCUACAGCGUGCUUCUAUCAAUGUUAAAGAAAUGGCUGGAUUCGUUUACAGCCCCUUGACUGGGCGAUGGUCUCUAUCUGAUGAUAUUUCUGUGAACUUCAUAGCCUAUGGUACCGAAGAUGGUCAAUGAUGAGAAUUGCGUACAAAGACAGGCAUGCUGAUUAAAAGUUUUGCUCUUAGGUAUUUUAUUUACUCAUUCUUUCCUUCUGUCUAGUCGCAAAUAAUUUCCAUGUUGCUCUCUUCGUUAUUAGUACUGAAUGUGAGCAUAAAGAAACAAAAUGCUUUAGAAACUGUCCUCAAACCCAACCCAAAAUUUUAAGCCAUAACAAGGAGCUCUAGCCUCGAGCUUUAUGACUUGCUCCAA
Molecule: messenger RNA, 1237 nt
Organism: Populus nigra (black poplar)
Lineage: Eukaryota; Viridiplantae; Streptophyta; Magnoliopsida; Malpighiales; Salicaceae
Product: ubiquinone biosynthesis O-methyltransferase, mitochondrial
Exons: 9
Coding region: 92-1003 (303 amino acids)
Biological process (GO): ubiquinone biosynthetic process
Molecular function (GO): 2-methoxy-6-polyprenyl-1,4-benzoquinol methyltransferase activity
Source: RefSeq, a predicted model, not a curated record